This is a messenger RNA of Heterobasidion irregulare TC 32-1, 933 nucleotides long. RefSeq lists its product as uncharacterized. Gene Ontology annotation, biological process: mitotic spindle organization; regulation of cytokinesis; protein phosphorylation. The transcript has 3 exons. Gene Ontology annotation, molecular function: protein kinase activity; ATP binding. Lineage: Eukaryota; Fungi; Basidiomycota; Agaricomycetes; Russulales; Bondarzewiaceae. The record is from RefSeq and is a predicted model, not a curated record. Gene Ontology annotation, cellular component: spindle pole centrosome; spindle midzone; spindle microtubule. Bases 1 to 933 code for a protein of 310 amino acids.
AUGGGGAGGCAGCGAAGCAACUUGCCCUCGAUUCGAGCAUCAUUGGGUCAGUGCGCAAGCACGACGCCAUGGCCUUAUGCUCACGUAUAUUACAGGGCGCGACCCACUCGUGAGUGGCAUCUCUACGACUUCGACAUAGGUCGCCCACUAGGCAAGGGCAAGUUCGGACGAGUGUACAUGAUCCGCACUAAAUGCGAGCCGCGAUACAUCUUGGCUCUCAAGUGUCUGUACAAGUCAGAGAUCAUCCAGUCGAAGGUGGAGAAGCAGAUUCGGAGAGAGAUCGAGAUUCAGCAGAACCUCCGACAUCCUCACGUUCUUCGACUUUACGGGUACUUCCACGACGAGAAACGUAUCUUCCUGAUGCUCGAGUUCGCUGGAAAGGGAGAGCUUUAUAAGCAGCUCACCAAGUACGGUUCUUUCUCUGAGCGGAGGAGCGCGGUCUACAUCGACCAGAUGGCAGAUGCUCUUUCGUACCUUCAUUCGAAGCACGUCAUCCACCGCGAUAUCAAGCCCGAGAACCUGCUGUUAGGGAUCAAUGGGGAACUCAAAAUUGGAGACUUCGGUUGGAGCGUGCAUGCGCCAGGCAACCGACGGACCACGCUAUGUGGGACGCUCGAUUACCUUCCUCCCGAGAUGGUCGAGGGCAAGGUCCAUUCGGAGAAGGUUGAUUAUUGGGCGCUCGGCGUGCUCACUUAUGAAUUCAUCUGCGGUGCCCCCCCAUUCGAGGAUCUCAGAGGAUAUGGCGCGACAUACAAGCGCAUCGCCAGCGUAGACUUGCACAUCCCGUCCAAAGUCAGCGGGGAGGCCCGGGACCUCAUCAUGUCUCUGUUGCAAUACGACCCAGACAAGAGAAUUCCUCUUUCAGAUGUGAGAAAGCACCCUUGGAUCGUGAGAUACCGGACCAAGGCCCCCUCUGAAGGCAAAACGUCAUAG